This is a messenger RNA of Lepus europaeus (European hare), 3012 nucleotides long. RefSeq names its product factor interacting with PAPOLA and CPSF1 (gene FIP1L1). Gene Ontology annotation, cellular component: mRNA cleavage and polyadenylation specificity factor complex. Lineage: Eukaryota; Metazoa; Chordata; Mammalia; Lagomorpha; Leporidae. The transcript is spliced from 18 exons. The record is from RefSeq and is a predicted model, not a curated record. Gene Ontology annotation, molecular function: RNA binding. Bases 187 to 1863 code for a protein of 558 amino acids.
GGUGCUGAAGUCCUCGCCUUGGCCGCCUCCGCCGCUGCGGCCUCCUGUCCGGGAUUGGCGUCUCGUGUUUCCUUGGCUCGCUCGCCGGCGGGUUCGCGCCCUUCUCGCGCCCCCGGGGCAGCGAGGCUGGGGAGGGGGUUGGCUGGGGGCUGUUGAUUGGCGCCGUGAAGGGGCGGCCGGGCGGCCAUGUCGGCCGGCGAGGUGGACCGCCUUGUGUCGGAACUGAGCGGCGGGACCGGAGGGGACGAGGAGGAAGAGUGGCUGUAUGGCGGCCCGUGGGACGUGCACGUGCACAGUGACUUGGCCAAGGACCUAGAUGAAAAUGAAGUUGAAAGGCCAGAAGAAGAAAAUACCAGUGCUAAUCCUCCAUCUGGGGUUGAAGAUGAAGCCGCUGAAAAUGGCGUACCAAAACCGAAAGUGACCGAGACAGAAGAUGAUAGUGAUAGUGACAGUGAUGAUGAUGAGGAUGAUGUUCACGUCACCAUAGGAGACAUAAAAACGGGAGCUCCACAGUAUGGGAGUUAUGGUACAGCACCUGUAAAUCUUAAUAUCAAGACAGGAGGAAGAGUUUAUGGAACUACAGGAACAAAAGUCAAAGGGGUAGACCUUGAUGCCCCCGGGAGCAUUAAUGGAGUCCCACUCCUGGAGGUCGAUCUGGACUCUUUUGAAGAUAAGCCAUGGCGGAAACCUGGUGCUGAUCUUUCCGAUUAUUUUAAUUAUGGAUUUAAUGAAGAUACUUGGAAAGCUUACUGUGAAAAGCAAAAGAGGAUACGAAUGGGACUUGAAGUUAUACCAGUUACCUCUACUACCAAUAAGAUUACGGCCGAAGACUGUACUAUGGAAGUUACACCAGGUGCAGAGACCCAAGAUGACAGAUUCAAUCUUUUUAAGGUGCAGCAGGGAAGAACUGGAAAUUCAGAGAAAGAAGCGGCACUUCCAUCUACCAAAGCUGAGUUCACUUCUCCUCCCUCUUUGUUCAAGACUGGGCUCCCACCAAGCAGGAACAGCGCCUCAUCUCAGUCUCAACCGAGUGCUGCCUCCAGAAAAGCCAGCUCAAGCGUGGGCAAGUGGCAGGAUCGCUACGGGAGGGCUGAAUCGCCUGAUCUAAGGAGAUUACCUGGGGCAAUCGACGUUAUUGGUCAGACUAUCACCAUUAGCCGAGUAGAAGGCCGGCGCCGGGCCAAUGAAAACAGCAACAUUCAGGUCCUUUCUGAAAGAUCGGCUGCUGAAGUGGACAACAAUUUUAGCAAACCACCUCCGUUUUUCCCUCCGGGAGGUCCUCCUACCCACCUUCCACCGCCUCCGUUUCUUCCACCUCCUCCAACUGUCAGCACUGCUCCACCUCUGAUUCCACCACCAGGUAUUCCAAUAACUGUACCACCUCCAGGUUUUCCUCCACCACCAGGCGCUCCUCCGCCAUCUCUUAUCCCAACGAUAGAAAGUGGGCAUUCCUCUGGUUAUGAUAGUCGUUCUGCACGGGCAUUCCCAUAUGGCAAUGUGACGAAGAGCGAUACAGAUACAGAGAAUAUGCAGAGAGAGGGUAUGAGCGUCACAGAGCGAGUCGGGAGAAAGAAGAGCGGCACAGAGAGAGACGGCACAGGGAGAAGGAGGAGACCAGACACAAGUCCUCUCGAAGUAACAGUAGACGUCGCCAUGAAAGUGAAGAAGGAGACAGUCACAGGAGGCACAAACACAAAAAAUCUAAAAGAAGCAAAGAAGGAAAGGAGGCUGGCAGUGAGCCCGCCCCUGAGCAGGAGAGCACUGAGGCGGCACCUGCAGAGUAGGCGUGGGCGGGGCCUUUUGUGUACAGCAGUACCAGAACUAGAUACUGUAAAUCUUGUUAUUUUUCUGGAUAAUGUUUAAGAAAUUCACCUUUAAUCUUGUUCUGUUAGUAUGAAAAGUUAACUUUUUUUCCAAAAUAAAAGUCAAUUUUUCAUGUUAAGUUAAAAAUCUUUGUCAUGUAAUAUUUAAAAAAUAAAACAUCUAGUGAAGUAAUGUGAGUGAGUCACGUGUAGGGAUUCCAGAGCACUGUGGCUGUGGUACGCGGUGUCCGAGAAAGGUCAGGCCGCGCCUCGGCCCCGGUUUUCUUGGCAAUCAGCAGUCUCAUCGAGGCUGCACCGCAGAACCAUCAGAAGGCCCUCUUGAGUCUCUGUCUUCACGGCCGGGGCGUUCUUGUUCCUGCUGCGCAUGGUCAACAACUCGGGCACGUGGUUGCUUGUACACGGCUUGUUUUGUUCCUGGUUUUUGUUUCUGUUUUUUCGGUGGGGGGAGACAGAUGCAGCCAGCUCCCAUCUGCUGAUUUAAUCCCUGCGACAGCCUGGACUGGACCCCGCUGAAGCUGGGAACCCGGAAUUCGAUUCGGGUCUCCCACGUGGGUAGCAGGAACCCAACCGCUUGAGCCGUUGAGCCAUCAUCUACUGCCUCCCAGGAUUAGCAGGAAGUUGGAACCAGGAGCAGGAGGCAGGUACUGAACCCAGGUGCUCCCCUGUGGGACCUGUGUGUCCUAACUGAGGUCUUCACUAAUAGGCUAAAUGCCACCCACCCCGGCUUUUUGAUGGCAGGAUCUCACUGCAUGGGGAAACUGGAUGGGGCGGUUUAAUAUGUAAAUUACACAGUUGGAAGGCAUUUGGGUGGCCUCUGUGAAGUCACUUGCUCUGGUGUGGUUCCAGCAUGGAUCAUUGUUAGCAGCGUGGAUCCCCUCACGCCGGCUGGCGUGGCCCUGCUUGGUGCAUUCUCCCAGGCUCGUUGGUAGAGCUGCACGUGCAGUUCCCGCCAGUUACUAGUUACGUUGUGAGGACAACUGAACGUCAUUUCUUAUUAAGCCACAAAAACCCAAGUUUGUAAUUCUGUGAGCAUUUUUAGGGAUAACUCUCAGAGAUAAUUCUCCAGUCACAUAAACAGAUAACUUGGUAUUUGAAAGAACAGAUUGCUGGGUUCUUAGAAAUGGUGCCGACAGAAGGAAACUUACAAUUAGCAUCACAUACAAAAGGCGGCUAUGGUUUGUGGAAAAAU